AUGUAUUCAAGUAGUCAUCAGCAACCAACGACAUUAUCAGAAAAGCCUUCCAAUCCCAUCAGCGGAGGAGACUCCUCGGGCGCAUCGGCACCAGCACAACAACCAGCAUCUUCGGGAUUAAAGCAUUCCACUCUGAAGGAAUUGGAGAUGGAAUUUAGCUUGUUGAGAGUGCCUCUGGAGAUGGCCAAUCGAGAAUUUAGAUCUUCUCAAAAAUCCGUUGAGAAGGAUCUUGGGAUUUUAGAGAAGGCUGUUCGUGAGAUGAUUCAAAAAGCAACAAAACAAAAUGUUUCUGCACAGGACCAAUCUAUUUUUCUUGAUAAAGUGGUAACAAAAUUGCGUGGAGUGAAACGAAAGCUUGAAGAAACCGAUGUAUUGGAAACAAAUUAUUUGAAUAAUUGUAGGGAACGUUUGGAUCAUUUGGAGCAGUAUCCGGUCAUUACAGGAGCAGUUUCCCGACGAAAAUCAAUCUCUAACAUUACAGAGCAUGAAUAUCAAUUAUUGACGGGGUGGAGAAGAACUCGAGUGAAUCGAGUCGUUGUGGAUUAUUUGCUACGAUUUGGACACUAUGAGACUGCUCUUGCCCUCUCAGAGAGAGAACAUAUCAAACAUUUGGUAGAUAUUGAGGUUUUUUCUCGUGUCAAACAUGUAAUAGAGUCGUUGAUGAAAAAAGAGUGCUCGGAGGCACUCAAAUGGUGCUCUGAGAACAGAUCAAGGUUGAGAAAAAUUUCUAGCAAUUUGGAGUUCAAUUUACGAAUUCAAGAAUUUAUUGAACUUUCCAAGAAGGAUAAAAAAGUUGAAGCCAUCGUUCAUGCACGAAAAUACUUGACAUCUUCUCAGAAUGACGCUAAAAAAAACACAGAAGAGGAACCUGUUUCACUCACACCCGAACAAACAAACAUGGUCAAGAAAGUAAUGGCAUCUCUUGUAUUUGGACCUUCUACUCCCAUUCCCGGUUACAAGGAACUCUACGAAGACUCGAGAUGGAAUGAAUUAAUUGAACAGUUUAAAGCUGACAAUUACCAGUUGCAUGGACUCACCCGUGAACCCACUCUAUUCAUGCUUCUUCGUGCUGGAUUAUCUGCUCUCAAGACACCACAUUCCUAUGAAGAAUCUUCCAUCAAUAUUAAUGAUCCUCUCUCGAAUGAACUUUUUAGGGAAAUUGCUAAGGACUUACCAUUCGCUCAUCACCAUCAUUCAAAACUCGUUUGUAGAAUUACUGGAGACAUUAUGGAUGAUAAUAACCCACCAAUGGUGUUGCCCAAUCAAAACGUUUAUAGUUUGAAGGGCCUUGAGGAAUUGGCAAAAAAGAAUAAUGGACUAAUUGUUGAUCCAAGAGGAGGACAAACGUAUACUUUGAGUGAUGCUAAAAAGCUCUUCAUUAUGUAA
This is a messenger RNA of Naegleria fowleri, 1386 nucleotides long. RefSeq lists its product as uncharacterized. Gene Ontology annotation, biological process: proteasome-mediated ubiquitin-dependent protein catabolic process. The transcript has 3 exons. Gene Ontology annotation, molecular function: protein binding; ubiquitin protein ligase activity. Gene Ontology annotation, cellular component: nucleus; GID complex; cytoplasm. Lineage: Eukaryota; Heterolobosea; Eutetramitea; Acrasida; Naegleriidae. Bases 1 to 1386 code for a protein of 461 amino acids. The record is from RefSeq and is a predicted model, not a curated record.